This is a messenger RNA of Helicoverpa zea (corn earworm), 1467 nucleotides long. RefSeq lists its product as uncharacterized. The record is from RefSeq and is a predicted model, not a curated record. NCBI's taxonomy places the organism in Eukaryota, Metazoa, Arthropoda, Insecta, Lepidoptera, Noctuidae. The transcript is spliced from 7 exons. The coding region runs from base 80 to 1432 and encodes 450 amino acids.
UCCUACAGUAGGAAUAACCGUGUCUUCUGUCGGUCUGAACGAAUAGCAAUAUAUUAAUAUUAAAACGUUGUUUGUGAAGAUGGUUACAGUUUUUUGGUUUACGUUGUUUCCUUUGAUAUUUGGCGGUAAUUGUGUUAAGUAUCAAGGUGCCGAAACUGGUUAUGUGAUACAUAACAUCCCAUUUAUUUUUAAAUAUCACAAUAAUGAUAAGCUAAAUAUAUUUUUAACACUGACAAACAUGAAUCAAAAUAUGAGCGUGGGUGUAUAUUUUAGUUAUCAUACGUCAGGUGGAAAACUAAAUGAGCGCGUGAUUGAAGGUCAAGAAACUUCAACUGCAGUCAUUUUUCUAAUUGAUCUCUAUUUAUUACAUAAACCUUAUGUUAAGGUACACCUAAGUUUAUAUACAGAAAUUGGAUAUGUUAAUAAAACAAUCGCUAAUGGAACACUUGCAGGCGACAAUGGACAAGAUACGUCUAUUUGUGUGAAUCCAAAUAUGUGUAAAAUUACUGUGGAUGCGGCAGAAGUUGCAAAAGAGAUUAAUGCAGCGAAGGAAUACACAACAAGUACCACUAUACCAAGAACCACGAAACGAGUUACGAAGUCCACAAUUAUAAGACAGAGUAGUACAGAUUUUGGUAACGUUGUGGACACCACUACAACGGAGUACUCGAGAGACAAAAUCAGAGAUAACACGAGGGACAAUGGGAGAGACGACGGGAACCACCCGAGAGACACUGCGACGGACAAAAGGAGAGACAACGCGAACAACCCAAGAGACACUGCGAGGGACAAUGGGAGAGACAACGCGAACAACCCGAGCUUCACCACAAGAGGCAACUUCAGAGACCAACCAAGCGACCCAAGAGACACUGUUAGGGACAAUAGGAGAGACAACGCGAAUAACCCAAGAGACACUGCGAGGGACAAUGGGAGAGACAACGCUAACAACCCAAGCUUCACCACGAGAGGCAAUUUCGGGAACCACCCAAGAGAAAAUGCCAGAGAUAACGAGAGGGACAGUGACAGAUACAAAGCAAGAAUCAUUGCGAUUGAAAACGCCACAGAAAACGUGACAAAUAGCCUAGGAGUCACCGUGAGAGACAACGAGAGUGACAACACGGCAGACAAAGCAAAUGCAACAGUUGUUCCUGACAAUAGCCGGAUGCCACAGAGUUCUGAAACCCCUGUUUUAAUUUACAUCAUACCUGUGGUAGUAGCAUGUCUCCUUAUACCAAUCAUUGUAAUAAGCAUGAAAAGAUAUCGGCUUCGGAAUUCAAGACAACAAGCGGUUGAUAUAGCUACCUAUUCUACGAAGAAUCAAGUGUUGUAUGCAGAGCUAGAUCUUGCGACGGCUAACAAAGAAGUCGAGAGAAACAACGAAGACUCACCGUAUGUAGAAAUUAUUGGAGUUUUAUUGCCAAAAAAUAAAUAAGUAGUAUUUCGAAUAAAAAAGGCUGGCUGCAUUGC